Magallana angulata is the source of this 1023-nucleotide messenger RNA. RefSeq lists its product as uncharacterized. Bases 134 to 898 code for a protein of 254 amino acids. Lineage: Eukaryota; Metazoa; Mollusca; Bivalvia; Ostreida; Ostreidae. The transcript has 9 exons. The record is from RefSeq and is a predicted model, not a curated record.
UUCUCACUUUUGACAUUGCACGCGAUAUCUGACGUCACAGAUCAUCUGUUCGUGAGAGAUUACACUUGCAUUCAUCAGACAGCUGUAAAAAAUUACGUUGAAGACUGCCUUUACUAUAUAUAGUGCAUUGACAAUGGCGAGCGACUCGCAAGAAUCUAUGGAUUUAUUUCAAGUUUCACAAGAUUCACAGAAUCAACCUGAAAAUGGUGCUGUCAAUCUUCCUGAUAUUGACAGACCUGUCACCAUGAAAAUGAUUUAUGAUGAACUUUGUAUUGUUCGUAAAGAACUCAGGGAGUCCAGGGGUGAAGUUACAAAACUUAAAGAAAGCGUCACCACCUUGCAGAAUAUGAGAACAGGAUCCACCAGUAACUUCCGAAUAGAAGGAUCUAAUGUGAAGAAGCCACUAAUUGCUUUCCUAAAGAGAUUAUUUCUGCAAUAUUCAUGGCUAUGUGAAUCUGACGAAGAUUUGAAGCGAAACUUCUCAUCCAUCUUGGAGCAGUGUGGUUGGGAAGUAAAUGGAAGCAUGUUGAUUACAUGCUUCUCAUUUGCCUCCCACUCCUUCACAAAUUGGAGGAACCAAAUAAGACAGAAGCUCGUAACACCUGACAGAAAUGUGGAGGGGAUGUCACUGAAGGCACUGCAGAGGUACCUCUUUAGUGCUUUCUGGUUGUGCCCAUCAGUAACAGAUGAAAACAAGAAUUUUCGUCUUACUCUUGCCCUGAGGGCCUUUGCUGAUGGACACAAGCUCUUCAGAAAGGCUCCAAAUGCCACCUCCAUUGAUUUCUGGAGAGCUUUCAAAAAAAACAUUGAUUCCAUGAUGAAACAGUCUCCAGAGAGAUGGACGUCGCUAGAACAGAAACACACAAGAAAGAUUGAGGCUUUGAAUAAAGAAGACUGAAAAUAACAACUUUGUUUCUUUUAUAUUUUUCAGUGUACAGUAAAACACGCUUAUUACGAAGUGCUUGGAAAGGGAAAUAUGCUUCCUUGUAAGCAUAAUUCGUUAAAUCCGCCCAGUUUACAAUA